Messenger RNA from Sebastes umbrosus (honeycomb rockfish), 2548 nucleotides. It is a transcript of the gene dnajc3a, whose product is annotated as DnaJ (Hsp40) homolog, subfamily C, member 3a. The record is from RefSeq and is a predicted model, not a curated record. Gene Ontology annotation, cellular component: endoplasmic reticulum. Gene Ontology annotation, biological process: protein folding in endoplasmic reticulum. Gene Ontology annotation, molecular function: misfolded protein binding; protein-folding chaperone binding. The transcript is spliced from 12 exons. NCBI's taxonomy places the organism in Eukaryota, Metazoa, Chordata, Actinopteri, Perciformes, Sebastidae. Bases 1 to 1512 code for a protein of 503 amino acids.
AUGGUUGCCAUCGAUCAUGUCGCUCAAAAAAUACUGACUUACAUCCCGUAUGUUCUUGUUUUGAUCGACAUGAGAUAUGAAGGAGUGAAAUGUGGCCGGGAUGGGAGUGUGGACAAUCAUAUGGAGAUGGGGAAGAAACUGCUCGCUGCUGGCCAGCUAGCCGAUGCCCUCUCUCAUUUCCAUGCUGCUGUGGACGGAGAUCCCAAGAACUACAUGGCCUACUACAGGAGAGCUACAGUGUUUCUAGCAAUGGGGAAGUCAAAGUCUGCACUGCCAGAUCUGAGCAGAGUUAUUGAACUCAAACCAGACUUCACAUCUGCACGCCUUCAGAGAGGAAAUCUCCUUCUGAAGCAGGGGGGACUAGAUGAAGCAGAGAAUGACUUCAAGAAGGUGCUGAAGUCCAACCCAAACGACAAAGAGGAGAGGGAAGCCCAGAGUCAGCUGACAAAGUCGGAUGAAAUUCAGCGACUGGUGGCUCAGGCACGCAUCAGCUUCAGCAGCCAGGAUUAUGUGACAGCUGCUGCCCAGCUCGACACUAUCAUUGAGACGUGCGUUUGGGAUGUGGCCUCUCGUGAGAUGCGAGCGGAGUGUUUUAUACGAAUGGGAGAGAUGGGGAAAGCCAUCAGUGACCUCAAAGCUGCGUCCAAGUUAAAGAGUGACAAUACCCCGGCUUUCUACAAACUCAGCACCAUCUACUAUAAUCUUGGAGACCACGAGAUGUCCCUAAACGAGGUGCGUGAGUGCCUGAAGCUUGAUCCUGAUCACAAACAGUGUUACAGCCAUUACAAGCAGGUCAAGAAGCUCAACAAACAGAUCCAGUCUGCAGAGGAGCUCAUCCAAGAGCAGAGGUAUGAAGAAGCAGUGAGCAAGUACGAGGCGGUGAUGAAGACCGAGCCCAACGUGCACCAUUUCGCUCUCCUUGCCAAAGAGCGCAUGUGCCAUGCGUUGGCACAGGGCCAGCAGCCCAGCAGAGCUAUCUCAGUGUGUGGCGAAGUCCUCCAGUCGGACCCGGAGAACGUUAACGUGCUGAAGGACAGAGCUGAGGCCUAUGUCCAAGAUGAACAGUAUGAGGAAGCUAUUAAGGACUACGAGACUGCUGCAAAGCACAGCGAGAACGACCGUCAGAUAAAAGAAGGCCUGGAGAAAGCUCAGCGACUUCUCAAACAGUCUCACAAGAGGGAUUAUUAUAAGAUCCUGGGAGUGAAGAGAACUGCACAGAAAAAGGAGAUUAUCAAAGCCUACAGGAAACAAGCACAGCAGUGGCAUCCGGACAACUUCCAGGAUCCAGAGGAAAAGAAGAAAGCCGAGAAGAAGUUCAUAGACAUCGCUCAGGCUAAAGAGGUUCUCACUGACCCAGAGAUGAGAACCAAGUUUGACCACGGAGAGGACCCCAUGGAUCCGGAGAGCCAGCAAGGUCACCAUCAUCAGCACUUCCACGGAGGCUACCAGGGCUUCCAGGGUUUCAAUCCAUUCGGCUCUGGACCCUUCAACUUUAAAUUCAACUACAACUGAGGAAGCUCACAUCCAGCACGGCUGGAGCGGAUAUUUUUCUAUUGUCCUCCCUAUUUAAAAGGGAGAUCAUUGGCGGAAGGAAUGUCGGGGAAUGUGGAGCAAAUUGUGACUUUAAUUCAGUGACCUUGAUUAAAUAUGCAUCUUUUGUUGUUGAAUAAUACAACUUUGAAUUCCGUUUUGGGGAAGGUCUGUUGCUAUGCUAACAACUAUCUGCCAUGUGUGAAGCAGCUUUUAUCACGUGUUAAGUGGUUCAUCCUGACACAUCCUUUCCACGUAUUGCACACUUUACAAUUCACAUCCAUUCGUAAGAUUCUAUUUGUACAUAAGUACAGUACUAUUUUUAUAUGAAUGGAGUUUUUCUGAAAUGUAAAUAAAGACCUAUUUAUGUACCUUCAAUUGAACUGAGGGGCCAGACUGUUGCUGUAUGGAAAGGGAAGUGACUUUGUGACAUUCAUGAACUGAAGUUUUGAGAAAUGGGAUUUAGAAAUGCUACUUCUUCUUCAUUACUUCUAACCUUUUCCUAAUUGCAGCCCUCUUAACUGCUUCUCCUCCCCAUAAAUGCAUUUUCUCACACGGUGUAAUGGUUAUGGUGAGGAACAAAUUACAGUCGCAAGAAAAUCCUUUCAUUGUAGACCUUUCAGAGCAUGAAUCACACAUCCACUGGCCACACGAGGGGACAACAGAAGUCACAAACAGAUUUAGUAAUGACGGUUUUGUAGCAAAGAUUUAUUUUUUUUCCACCAGACAGUAAUAUAAACAUUUGUAUUUGACACACAGCACAGUGAAAGAUGGGUGUCUUGGAGAGCAGACUUCCUGCACCCAUUUUUUAUCGACUUUUAAAGACAGCAAAAAAACUACUGUUGGCUUCGGUUGAGCAGCAACACCCAUCUUAUUCCUGAGACAAAAAACACUGGAUCGUUGUGGAAUUCAAAUAUUGAAAAGUGAUUUCUAAAAAUGUAAAGCAGUGACGAUGAAUGUACGUGAGACGUAAACAUACGGAUAUAUUCUACCCAUAAACCACAACAUUUAGUGUGCA